This is a messenger RNA of Sporothrix brasiliensis 5110, 4899 nucleotides long. Its product is annotated as pap 25a associated domain family protein. The record is from RefSeq and is a predicted model, not a curated record. NCBI's taxonomy places the organism in Eukaryota, Fungi, Ascomycota, Sordariomycetes, Ophiostomatales, Ophiostomataceae. The transcript has 3 exons. Gene Ontology annotation, biological process: RNA 3'-end processing. Gene Ontology annotation, molecular function: nucleotidyltransferase activity. The coding region runs from base 1 to 4899 and encodes 1632 amino acids.
AUGGACACCACCACGCCCAUCACCGCCGCAGCGCCGCUGGACCUCAUUCCCAUUCUCUUCCCGCAGCAUCCCUCCAUCUACCAGGCCCAGCUGCUCAACUACAACCGGCUGAUCUCGCCAAGUCGUGGUGGUGGCGUGGGCUUGCAAACGCAGCCGCUCCCGCCCGUCUUGUCCGCCCCUUUUGUGCAGGCCUCAGCGCCACGAUCGCGGUCAUCGUCCAAAUCUCACCACAACAACAGCAGCAACCACUCUCAUAGCCACGCCCAUAACCACGCACAUAACCACAACAAUCACGCCCACGCUCACUCCCACUCCCAGUCGCAGCAGCAGCAGGCACAAUCUCACCAGCACCAGACGGCACAGUCGCCACCACAAACACAAUCCAAUCAGAAUUGCCAUGGGAGCAAGGUCAAUAAACCCGCCGACAAGUUGGACCGCCCGGUAACCAAAAUGGGGAAAGACCCGACGCAAAAAGGCUUUGCGUCAAGGCCGCAGCAGCAGCAGUCGGCGCCAUCAAAUCCGUCAAGUUCAAGUGCGGCAAAUGCUUCAAGUCUGCCAAAGCCACCUGCGCCAUCCGCUCAAUCCGCUCAAUCCGCUCAAUCUGCACUUCCGCAGCAGUCCGGAUCUCCCGAUCUCCUUUCCGCGCCCUCCGCGUCGCGACCCGUCGCUGCUUCUAUGUCGUCACGACAUCAGCAGCAACAGCAACACGGCAUCCACCAUCAACGGCACUCCAAGUCGCCCCGCCCGCACGGCAAGGCGCCUAUGACACAGGCCAGCUCGGUGCCGUCGACGCCGCACCAGCAUGCGCGAAAUUUCUCGUUCGAGUCCCGCGAGCCGUCGCCCAACGCCACGCAGAACCACUCGCCACGCUCCGCCUACUCCGAGACAAACUCGACCUUGCCCUCCCUCCGCCGUCUUCCGCCCCGUGAUGGCAACUGCAUCUACGAAACCGCCUUCGUCCACGGUCGCCGGCGAAUGCACUAUAGCCUCGGCACCGACCGUCUCGACACUGUGCCUCUGGACACAGUCAAGAGCAAGUUGACGGAUGACGAAGAGAAGAAGCUGACGUCCGACAUGCUCGCAUUGUUCGACCAGUUACGACCCGACAAGGGAGCGGACACGACGGACAAGACAGACAAGACGGACAAAACCGAGGACAAGCGAAUAAAGUUUGUUGAGAAGCUGCAAUCCAUAUUCAACGAGGAAUGGCCCGGCCACGAUAUUCGUGUACACAUCUUUGGCUCGUCGGGGAACAAGUUAUGUUUCAACGACUCCGACGUGGACAUAUGUAUCACUACCGACUGGAAGGAAAUGGAGAACGUCUGCAUGAUUGCCAGUCUGCUCGCCAGCCGCGGCAUGGAAAAGGUCGUUUGCGUGUCGUCCGCGAAAGUGCCCAUUGUCAAGAUCUGGGAUCCCGAGCUCGGUCUCGCCUGCGACAUGAACGUCAACAACACCCUCGCCCUCGAGAACACCCGCAUGGUCCUGACCUACGUCAACAUCGACGAGCGCGUCCGCCCGCUCGCCAUGAUCAUCAAGUACUGGACGCGGCGGAGGAUCAUCAACGACGCUGCCUAUGGGCAAACGUUGAGUUCAUAUACCUGGAUCUGCAUGGUCAUCUGUUUCCUUCAGCUUCGCAAGGUCCCGAUUCUGCCGUCAAUACACCAGCGCGUGGACGGUCGCUUGCCACGACCCGACGGCACAGUAUCCGAGUUCGCCGACGACAUGAACAAGCUGGCAGGAUUUGGCAAGGACAACAAGGAGACGCUCGGCGAGCUUCUGUUUCACUUCUUCCGCUUCUACGCCUACGAGUUCGACUACGACAAAUACGUCCUGUCUGUCCGACUCGGCAAGCUGACAACAAAAACGGAAAAGAAGUGGCACACCAUGUUGAACAACAUGCUCUGCGUCGAGGAACCGUUCAACACUGUGCGCAACCUCAGCAACACCGCCGACGACACGUCCUUCCGCGGUCUGCACAUGGAGCUGCGGCGCGCGUUCGACCUCAUCUCCCAAGCCAAGCUCGCCGAAUGCUGUGAGGAGUAUGUCUUCCCCAAGGAAGAAGAGAGGAUUUUCCAGAAGCCGGCACAAGCGCCACGGCCGAUCCUGCUACGUAGCUCGUCUCAGCAGCAUUCUACCUCGCGCGGUGGCGGCGGUGGUCGUGGCGGCAGCAGCUUCCGGGGCAAUCGUCAGUAUAGGAGCGGGAACAACAGCCGGAGGGCUUCGUCCAGCGUCGCCUACGACAACAGCAACAACGGCAGCCCGUCGCUCUACGGCCAGGGUGCCACAAUGAUGCCUAUGAUGUCGCCGCAAGAAUUCCAGUGGUUUGCGCACCAGCAGCAACUAGCAUUGGCAUUGGCACAACAUAGCCAGCAGCAGCAGCAGCAGCAGCAGCAGCAGCAGUCGCAGCAGCAACAGCAGUCUCAGCAAAGCGGCGCACAAACACCCCAGCAGCAACAACAACAGCAAUACGUCUUCCCGGCGGACAUGCUGACGAUCAACGCUCUGCAAAUGCACCAAGCCGAGCAAUCGCUGAUGCGGUACCAAAUGUUGACCAACCCACAGGCCUACAUGCAACAGCAGCACGCCUUAACGCAUGCCCAGCGCAUCCAGCAAACAGCCGCGUCGUCGGCGACAGACCGGUCACGCACCAACUCCUUUGACAACCCGCCUCUCACUGCGCCGAUACGGCCGGACCUGUAUAUGUACGCGAUGCCGCAAUUGCCCACGCCCUACUAUGCCAUUCCCCCCAACCCUGGUUUCACCACGCUGCCAUCGUCCCCGUCCACGGCCACAGCCCCGUCCGAGUUCCGUAGGAGUCUACAUCGGGCAGGGCCCACGUCCGAAGUGUCGUCACCGACCGGCACGCUGCGGUCGCAGUCGCAGCCGGCCUCGCGACCCUCGAUGGCCAGCAGCCAGAGCCAUGGGAAUCUGUUGAGCACCGCUCAGUUUAAUGGCAGUGGCGGCGUCCCUUCCUCUGCAUCCCCGACGUCUGCUCCUUACGCGCGCACUGCCACAGCCAACGGCAUUCCCAUUCCCAGCUUCAUCCGCGACGACAAUGCCGACUCCGAGGCCGAGACAACGACCACCAACACAACCACCACCACGACUGGUACAUCCACGACAGCACCUAGCAAGACCAUGUCCGACGGCCACUCGUCCGAGGAAGACGGGCCCCAGUACAUUGGAUACUAUGUGAACGAGCCGACGUCUGCGCAUGGAGCCAACCCUUCCGCUGCCUCAUCCGACGGCGCAUCGCCGGCCAGUACCGCCACGGCCAGUGCGAUUCCCUCGUUUGGCGACCUCGGUCCGCUGGGCAGCGACGGCGGACCUAUCAGUGGUGGCGGCAGCAGCAUGAACCAGCGCCGCCUGUCGACCGACCAGCUGCCGCAUUUCCUCAUCGAUCGCCGCAUGCGUCGCGCUUCUCGCUCGCCGUCGCCUCUUGGCAGUGCGCACAACGGAGGCCAUGGCCGCGCUCAGUCUGUCGGUGGCAACAACACCGCGCCGUUGGCGUCCGGGCCCUUCUCGCCAGUUGCGGGCAACCGGCAAGCCAAGGAAGCCAGCCGGUCGCCGCUCGUUGUGAACGGCUCCGUCUCUGCCAAGCCGUCGAGUCUGUCGCCUCCGACUGGGCAGCCAAACGGUGUGCCCAACUUCCACUACCAGACGUCGCCCAGCCUGCCGAAUGGUGUCGGCCACACGACGCCCACGCCCCAGUCGCGCUACCCGUCCACCAGCGACAGCGUCAUGUCCGAUGAGUCGUCGGCCAACUCGUACACGUCCUCUACGGCACACGGCGGCCUCGGCAUCAGUGGUAUUGGCAUCAUGCCGGACAUCCCGCAGCACGUCGUGACUCCGCCCGCCGUGGAGAUGAACGGUCCACUGCCGAUGACGCAGUCGCCCGUCAUUGCCAACGGUUCAGCGUCGUCGUCCACCGUCGCAUCGCCGCCGUCGCAUGGUGCCCAGUCGUUUAACCAGCGCGUAGCUGCCAUGAAUAUGAACGGAGGAUUGACGAGCGGAUUCAGCCCGCUGCCGUAUGCAGCGAUUGCCGGCCAUGGUCUUGGUCUGACGAGCGGCGUGCCUCAGCUGCCAUCGCCGCGCCAGCGCAACCUGUCUCGGCAGCAGCAAAAGGGCAUUGCGCCACUCGACCUCGCCAUGCCAGACCACUCGCUCAUGUCGUCGCCCGACACCCAGCAGCACCUAUCGCCCGUGUACGAGAACCGCACGCCGUCGCCCACCAACCUGCGGAAGCUCGACACCUUGCUUGGUGGUGUUGCUGGCAGCGCUGGCACCGCUGGCAAUGGCCGGUCCAACACAGCGUCGUCCUCGUCUGCUGCGCACACGCACAAGGGCCCCGUGUCCCAUGCCGACAAGUUCUCCUCGGUCGCCGCCGCUGCUGCUGCCGCCUCGGCAUCCAGCCCCAGUGCCAGCUCACCCAUGGCCUACAGCACACACACCGCGCACAGUACCGCGUACAGCGGAGGCAAGGCCAGCCAAGGCAAGGGCCCAGCCACGAAGAAGGCACCCCAGACAGCCAAGGCGGAUGCUACAACCACGUCGACGACGACGACGGCGACCAAGCAGAAAGGCUCUGGUUCGCCAACGACCACAUCGCCGUCCACGGCAGCAUCUGUGCAUCUCCCGCACCGCGGUGUCAACGGCAAGGGUCCUUCGGCCGUAGCCGCCAACGGCCACAUCCGCGGCGCUAAGAGCGAGAGCAUUGAUGUGGCUCCCGGCAAUUCGGGUACGACCGCUCCAGCAGCUUCGGCCGUGACGGCGGCGAAUGGUUGGCAGAAGCCCAAGUCCCGCAAGAAGGCUGCAGAUCUGAAAGCGGUGGCGAACGGCCAUGCCCACACGCACAGCGAACAGCUGCCCAAGAAUGAGUCUGAGCGCAAAGGUGGUUGA